Molecule: messenger RNA, 1133 nt
Organism: Hyaloscypha bicolor E
Lineage: Eukaryota; Fungi; Ascomycota; Leotiomycetes; Helotiales; Hyaloscyphaceae
Exons: 2
Coding region: 132-944 (270 amino acids)
Source: RefSeq, a predicted model, not a curated record
UUGGCCAAGUCUAAUUAUCCCUUCCAGUCAUAUCUCACAAACAACCACAAUUCUUCCCCGAGUACCAAUCCCAGCGGGUUCAAAUACGCUACGGCCCAUUCACUAUCCCUGGAAAUGAUCACAACAACGGGAUGAGGAAUUUCGAGAUUCGUGACGCGAAAGCUCCAUGCCAAAAUUGUAUGAUAGUGUGGAUGCAAGCAAGAUUAGAGUUGCUUGAAGACGGACAUGUUGGCGCGGAGGAAGAGCUGUGGCUGCAUCACACUGUUCUACAUAACGAGGCAAAUGGAGCGUUGCAUAAUUGUGAUAAAGCAAAGAGAAGGCAGAGGUUCUUUGCGACUGGGAAUGAGAGGUCUGUUGUGGAUUUGUCAGUCAAUGGAACCGAGAAAGUCGGAUAUUGGUUCGGUAAUGGUGAUACUAUUUCCAUGGAUACUGAGCUCAUGAAUGCAAAUGAGGGAGAGAGAACAGUGGCGGUGACUAUUACCUACGAAUAUAUCCCUUACCUGCCGGAGGAAUUCUCUACCGCAACCCCUCUCUGGUUGGACAUCGGGGGAUGUCAUUCUGAGAUACCGGUUCCAUCCAAGAAUAACGAAUUUGAAUUGGGGAGCCCAGUCUGGACCUCGUCCAUCAAUGGCCGUGUGGUGACCGUUGUAAGCCAUUUGCAUGAUGGUGGUGUCAAUCUUCGUUUGCAAAAAGAUGGACAGGACGUCUGCGUCAGCAAAGCGGAGUAUGGAUCAGUGAGCAGAUCUGAAGGCCACCAUUACGGCAGGGAAACUAGCCAUAUUACAAGAAUGUUCGAAUGUUAUGGUGUUGGUAAUAUGAGCGUAGGGCAAGAGUGGACAGUGAAAGCACGGUACGACCUCGAGAAACAUGAACCAAUGUUAAAUGGGUACGGAGAGCCUGAGCCAGUAAUGGGGAUUGCAAUGGUAUAUGUUGUUGAAGAUUGACUUUUGCGCUAGUUAAAUUGCUUGCAAUGUGGCGUUUCUAUAAUGACAUUGACAUACAGUCGGUCCGACCCAAACACGACAAAACGGUCGCUCUUUUACGCCCAUAAUAACUUUUCAACUACAAUCUUUAUUAAUUUAUACUAAGUAAUGUGAUUAUAGAAUAGAAGCAGGCAAAAAAUACCUAUUAAU